Clonostachys rhizophaga is the source of this 1512-nucleotide messenger RNA. Lineage: Eukaryota; Fungi; Ascomycota; Sordariomycetes; Hypocreales; Bionectriaceae. The record is from the annotation of a GenBank genome assembly.
AUGAGAAUAUCCGAGGCUUUGCAAUGGGUCGCUCCCAUAGUGGCCCUUCUGCAGUCCAGUCACGCAUCAAUCACCAGCGGGACGCGGACGAUGGCCAGCCUAGACCACAAUAAUGUUGAAAUAUUUCCCAUUCCAUCUGAAGUAUUGAAAUCGACAGCGUUCCGAGUCGAGGUUCAUGCUCUUGGGAACUCGACGCGAUCUGCACAUGUUGUCGAAUUGUUUCAAACUCCCGUGCAUGAGAUCAAUACCACGACCGGACGAACCCAAGUCCACCAAGUUUCGGUGGGUAUUUUGGAUUUCGAUGGGUCGAUCAAGCUAUCCAUAACUCCGGACGUGAACACUUUCCCGACGAUUAACACUGUUCGCGUCCGUCCUCUUUCUUAUCACAUCAAUGCCACAAUCAACGAGCGGACUGUGGAGAUCACUUUAGAGGAGCCGAAGGACCUUAUGAUAGAGAUCAACGGAGACAUCUUUAAUGCUUUGCAUCUUUUUACUGGGUCACUUUCGGGCGUGCCUUCACCAGCAGCCAACAGCACACUCAUAAGGCGUUAUGACGCCGGAUUCCAUGUGCUCAACGAGACAGUCAAGGUUCUAUCCGGAGAGACCAUCUAUCUGGAGCCUGGCGCUGUAGUAAAAGGCGACUUCGUUUUUCAGAACAUAUCAAACGCUGCGAUCAUCGGGCGAGGGGUCUUGUAUCAAGCCGGUUCAAUCCUGAUUGAAUCUUCCGAAGACAUCCGAGUCGAGGGUGUGACGGUCCUCAAUCCACUGCACUACUCGCUGACUCUUGGGAUGGCCAAUAAUGUCUUCGUCAGCCAAUUUCGUUCUAUCAGCGGAGUGAAAUGGGGCGACGGCAUAGACGUGUUCUGCAGCAGCAACGUUGUCCUUGAGAAGCUGUUCAUGCGCAACUCAGAUGAUUGCAUCGCCCUGUACCAGCAUCGCUGGGGCUAUAUUGGAGACUCACACAACAUCACCGUCCGAGACUCGGCCCUCUGGGCUGACGUUGCACACCCAAUUCACAUUGGUCUCCACGGCAAUUCAGUGGAUCCUGAGACUAUGGAAGGAGUGAACAUUUCUAACAUUGACAUUCUUGAUCAUCGAGAGGCACAGAUCGACUACAUGGGUUGCAUAGCUAUCAACUGUGGCGACGAAAACCUCAUUACUAACGUCAGUAUUGAUAACAUCCGCAUUGAGGAUUUCCGCAUGGGCAUGCUAUUCAAUAUUAAAGUAUUCUUUAAUGCCAAGUACAACACGUCACCUGGCCGGGGGAUUAAGAAUAUCAGAAUCAAGGACGUAUCCUAUGACGGACAAGGCGAGAUUAUGUCCCUUCUCUCUGGAUAUAAUGAGACGCGUUCUGCCGAUUUUAUAGAUUUCCAGGGCCUGGUCGUUAACGGAAAAGAGAUUUGGGAUGGUAUGGCGAAGCCUGGCUGGUAUCAGACGGCAGAUAGCCUUCCAAUGUUUGUUGGCAGUUUUGUAAAUAAUCUCACGUGGAGUCAAGGGAAAGUAUCAGAAUAA